AGCAGCUUGGACUGCGGAGCUUCUUCAAUCCUUUUAUCUCAGAUUCUGUGAGCAGGAAUGGUGCUCGCGUUUACGCAGCUGCUUGUAGCAACAUUCGUUGUUGUUCGCUGUACAGGGUCUGAUGCAUCCGUUGUGCCGCGUUGUCAUUGUCCGCCUCCACCACUGCAUCACAGUGUCAAAGUUCAGCCUGACCCCGAGAAUCUGACAUAUAAGCCUGACGAAACGUUCGGAUUGUAUUGUUCGAGCUCGAGGGAAUUAGUGCCGGCCACACUGCGGGACACAUCUGUCAGAUGUCUAGAGGAUUGCAAGUGGAGUGUAGACGUCAGCGAAGUGCGAUGCAUUGAGCGGCAAUGUCCUCCAGUGAACGAGUCCGACUUACCACCCAACGUCACCCUUCAUUACAUGUACGUCAACCAGAGCCGAAAAGAGAUUGAGAUUGAGUGUGGCGUUCUUGCCAUUUUCGAAUGCCACAAGGGAAUGGAGCGACGCAGCGGUCCGCGUUUCUGGCAGUGUGACUGUGACGGUAACUGGAACCAGCAAGAGUUCCCCACAUGCAAAGGGUCUGAUGCAUCCGUUGUGCCACGUUGUCAUUGUCCAUCUCCACCACUGCAUCACAGUGUCGAAGUUCACCCUCACCCCGAGAAUCUGAGCUACAAGCCCGACGACACACUUCGAUUGUAUUGUUCGAGCUCGAGAGAGUUAGCGCCAGCAACAGUGCGCGGCACAUCUGUCAGAUGUCGAGAGGAUUGCAAGUGGAGUGUAGACAUCAGCGAAGUGCGAUGCAUUGAGCGGCAAUGUCUUCCAGUGAACGAGUCCGACUUACCACCCAACGUCACCCUUCAUUACAAGUACGUCAACCUAAGCAUUGGGAUUGAGUGUGGCGCUCUUGCCGUUUUCGAAUGCCACAAGGGAAUGGAACGACGCAGUGGUCCGCGUUUCUGGCAGUGCGGCUGCGACGGUAACUGGAUCCCUCAAGAGUUCCCGACAUGCAACGCCUUGACGUGCGACGCAUUGACUUUUCCAGCCAAUGCAUAUUGUCACAGUACGAACGCGAUUAACGAUAUUGGGACGUCUGUCAAUUGCAGUUGCGGUCACGGCUUUCGACCCAAACAUGGCGGCGAUACCGGUACUUUUGUUUGCGAUAUCGUAGACGACGGCAGCAGUACCAGCUGGGUGGGCGACUUCGAAUGCGAGAGAGAACCGAGUCUUGGCUUCUGCGACGAGCCUGCUAUCCCGGCGUAUUCGAUGAGAAUUUUCUCUAAUUCUGAUUCUAACUACCCUAUUGGAACAGUGCUGAAGUACGUUUGCGCGAAUGGUAGAGUACUCGUCGGUCACAGAGUCAUCUUUUGCAAUACUUCCUCACAGUGGUCAUCUGAUCCCCCCACAUGUAAAGUUGCUUCGUGCCGGAAACCUGAAGUUGAAGACAAGUUGGUCAUAGUCCUAACUGAAAAUAAGCCCACCUACCUGUUUGGUUCAAAGGUGGCCUAUGCCUGUCCUCGUCACUAUCAUCUCGUUGGCUUGAUUGAGAGACGAUGCUUUGACCAAAAUCGAUGGAGCGGUACCCAACCACAGUGUAAAAAAAUUUGCAAUGAACCUGGAGUUCCAGUCAAUGGCAGUCGAAACAGUGAAGGCCCUUUCUAUGAGGGCGUUCAGGUUGUAUAUCAAUGUGCACAAGAAAGCCAUCUAGUUGGUGACAAGCAAAUAAGCUGUAAAGCAGACGGCACUUGGUCCGCAGUCAAACCAGUGUGUGUGAAAAACAAAGAAUCAUGUCCAGAUCUGGGAAUUCCAAUAAAUGCUACAAGAAAGAACAACGGACCUUUCUCUAUUGGGAGUCACAUCAACUACAAAUGUUCACCUGGCACACGUCUGGUCGGUUCCUCUCGAAUAACCUGUCAACACAAUGGUGCUUGGACGGAUGAGAUACCUUCGUGUCAGCCAGCUAUCGAAUGUGAACAUCCUCAUGUGAGGGAUCCUCUCGUCAUUCAAAUGACUGAAACAUUCUUCAGCUACGAAUAUCGUGAUGACAUCCAAUACACGUGCGCUCAAGGGUACAAACUAGUCGGCAGUAGACGAAGGAGAUGUCUGAAACGAGGGUGGAGUGGAACAGAGCCGAGCUGCAAGAAACGUUCAUAAAGACUGCUGACUCCUUAACAGCAGAGGACCGCUGGCUUAGACAAUUUAAGCAAACCUUUCCUUUACUAUUUUUUUAUGACUAAACACUUUUGUUUAUAAUCCGUUGGUAUUGAAUAGUUAUCCUAGCUAUCCGUAUUAUUACAGUCUAUUGUUAGGUAUUCACUACAGUUUAUGGAAGUAAACUAUAAAUGAC
This is a messenger RNA of Corticium candelabrum, 2326 nucleotides long. RefSeq names its product CUB and sushi domain-containing protein 1-like. The record is from RefSeq and is a predicted model, not a curated record. Bases 58 to 2133 code for a protein of 691 amino acids. The transcript has 11 exons. Lineage: Eukaryota; Metazoa; Porifera; Homoscleromorpha; Homosclerophorida; Plakinidae.